Molecule: messenger RNA, 2205 nt
Organism: Trichoderma breve
Lineage: Eukaryota; Fungi; Ascomycota; Sordariomycetes; Hypocreales; Hypocreaceae
Product: protein kinase domain-containing protein
Exons: 3
Coding region: 1-2205 (734 amino acids)
Biological process (GO): chromosome segregation; protein phosphorylation
Cellular component (GO): centrosome; nucleus; cytoplasm
Molecular function (GO): ATP binding; protein kinase activity
Source: RefSeq, a predicted model, not a curated record
AUGUCGUACGAGGACAAGUACGAGACGCUGGAGAAGAUUGGCCAUGGCUCCUUUGGCAUCAUCCGCAAAGUCCGCCGCAAGGCCGACGGCUUCAUCAUGUGCCGCAAGGAAAUCUCGUACCUUCGCAUGUCGCAAAAGGAGCGCGAGCAGCUCCACGCCGAGUUCCAGAUCCUGUCCCAUCUCCGACACCCGCACAUCGUCGCAUACUACCACCGCGAGCACCUCAAGGCGAGCCAGGACCUGCAUCUAUACAUGGAAUACUGCGGCAACGGCGACCUGGGCCGCGUCAUCAAGGACCUGCAGUUGAAGGGCCAGAGAGCCCAGGAGAGCUUCGUCUGGAGCAUCUUUAGCCAGCUGGUUCUGGCCCUGUAUCGCUGUCAUUACGGCAUCGACCCUCCGGAGGUCGGCGGCAAUGUCUUGGGCGCAGCGGCCGGAAUGGCUCCCAAGACACCAGCCGGAGCUAUAACGAUUCUACACCGAGACUUGAAACCUGAAAAUAUCUUCCUCGGUGAGGACAAUUCCGUCAAGCUGGGCGACUUUGGCUUGUCCAAGAUGAUCAAGUCGCAAGAUUUCGCUUCCACCUACGUCGGUACUCCGUUCUACAUGUCGCCCGAGAUUUGCGCCGCCGAAAAAUACACACUCAAGUCCGAUAUUUGGUCGCUGGGGUGCAUCAUCUACGAGCUCUGCGCUCGCGAGCCGCCCUUCAACGCAAAGUCGCACUACCAGCUGGUCCAGAAGAUCAAAGACGGCAAAAUCAACCCCCUGCCGGACAUGUACUCCCCCGAACUCAACCAAGUCAUCAAGGACUGCCUCAAAGUCAACCCGGAUAGGAGACCGGAUACUGCGCAGCUGCUUAACUUGCCGGUUGUGCGGCUCAUGCGGAAGGAGAAAGAGGUGGUUGACCUGAACAAGGCGCUCAAGGCGCGCGAGGAGAUUCUUCGCGAAAAAGAGACGGAGCUGAACUUGAGACUAGUGAACCUGGACAAGGACAAGCACCUGAUACGAGAGGAGCUUGAUGCGUCUAUCCGAAGAGAGUGGGAAGUCAAGGCCCGGCUAGAAAUCGACCGCCACAUUAGUAUCGAGGUGGAGAAGCUCAAGAAGCAGUUUGAUGAAGAAGUCAGGAAGCACGUGGAGAGAGAGCUGCAGAGCCGCCGUAAGAGGACUCCGUCGCCGCCGACAAGACAAGUUCAAGUUCAGGUUCCAGUCCAGGCCGAUUCUCCCCCUGCAAAAUCGGAACACGCGCACACGUCCUCUGCUGAUGGAAGCGGCGACGAGUUCCCUUCCACCACCGAUAUCACCGAGCUCUCUUACUCAAAUGAGAGCCCCGACAUCAGCAAGGAAAUCAAGCGGACGGCACGGACGCCAUAUACCAGAGCGCAGACGUUCGCCGGCCAAGUGAGCACCCCUAUGGACAUUGAGAUGACUUCACCCGGCGCCAUGGCCAUCGCAACGCUAUCACUAUCCCCACGCCGCCACGGAAACACGAAGGCGCGAACGCAUCAAGGUAAUAUCUUUAUUGCGAAUGCGACGACGACAUCCAAUCCCGAGAAGUGGGAGAGAGAGGGCGCCAGCCUGGAUUCGGACGACGAAGACAUCACGCCGCCCUCUCCGACGCGACACCGGUCCUCUAGGAAUCCCUUUACCAGCAAGAACCGGCCGAUCCUCAGUUUGAGCUCACAGAAGACAUCAAGUGUUGCCGCCCGCAUUAGGACCAGCGGCGCCAGCUCGAGCGGCUUCGUGUCCAAGCAGGCUGCUGUGCCACCGGCGCAGACGAGCAGCCGUACGCGCUCUCCAGCCAGCCGGUUGACUAAGAUUCCCUCCGUUGCCAACCUGGGGCUGCAAAAUACGGUCAGCGAGACUAACACUCCCUCGCCGAUAUCGUCAUCCUCGUCAUCCUCGUUGUUGGGCCAUUCCCGCAAGUUGUCCUCUAGGAAGGACGCAUCCGAUACGCUCAGCAAGGCGACUAAGAGCAACCUUAAGGGCCGGACGCUCGUCGAAUUGCAGCAGGCACGCGCAGGAGGCCGGCCCAUGAGCGUCUCGAGCGCGCCGGUGGGCGAGAAUGUGAGUCCUAAGAGAUCCAGAACCUCGACAUACCGGGAGCGCGUGGUCAACUCCGGAUACGCCGAGCCGGUGGCCGUGUGGAACCCGGAUGUGGAUGAGAUGCCGAGUCCGUUCCUGGACCGGCGCCGCAUUGCGAGGGUUUAG